This is a messenger RNA of Topomyia yanbarensis, 2555 nucleotides long. RefSeq names its product ATP-binding cassette sub-family G member 4-like. The coding region runs from base 648 to 2465 and encodes 605 amino acids. Gene Ontology annotation, cellular component: plasma membrane. Gene Ontology annotation, molecular function: ATP binding; ABC-type transporter activity; ATP hydrolysis activity. The transcript has 6 exons. The record is from RefSeq and is a predicted model, not a curated record. Lineage: Eukaryota; Metazoa; Arthropoda; Insecta; Diptera; Culicidae.
CACUGGAUUGACGAUUGUUGUACAUUCAAUGCGCAAUUUAGAAAUUUUAGAAAGUGAGCCUUUCACACUCAAAACAAGGUGAUCGUGGUCGGCUUUAGUGUACGUACUUGCGAUCGAAACAACAACUACAACAAAGAUUGCUGGAAUAAGAAUUUCAGUGAAUAGAUCGUGAACAGUGUCAGUCUGGGAAACAACAAUAUCUCAUAUAUGUACAAGAAGCAAAGUAAAUUUGAAAAGCCACAAACGUUAAUGGGGUGUGAAUGACUUGGCCUGUGAUCGACGAACUGUGGAUCUAUUGAGGUCAAUUGGCGUUGAAACACAACAAACACCUUAUGAUUGCAAUGUUUUCGAUAAGUAACAACUCCUACUGUUUUCUUCAAACCAGUGUAUAGUGUAAGGCUAUUUUACUGCAAGGAAGGACUCAACUUCCUAAAUUUAUCAUGGUGACUGGACAAAUAUCACAAUUACCCGCCGAACGAGACGUUUCUCAACUACUUCAAUUAAUUACAACUGACGCCGGUCGCAGCUUACGGGCGUCUUAGUAAAACAAGUGCUGCUGAAAAUGCUGACAUACUGCGUAUAACGUCUCGCCAAAGAUUUACUAGUUUGUUAGUUAACCCUGUUAAUCAGUACAUCAGUCAGCGGCCAUGGGAACUGACACGACGAUCGCCAUCGAUGUGCAGAAGGAUGAUGGCAGGCAGAGUACGUGUUUGAGUUUCCGAAACAUCACCUACCAAGUGAAGGGAAGUGAUGGAAAAAGCAAACAAUUGCUUCAGGACAUUUCCGGUAGCUUUCGAUCCGGGCGGUUAGCUGGAAUUCUCGGACCUUCUGGUGCGGGGAAAUCUUCGCUGUUAAAUAUUCUCAGUGCGUUUAAAACGAAAAAUAUCUCCGGUGAAGUGUUGGUCAACGGUAAGUUGAUCAAGCGACAGAAGUAUCGACGGGAGGUGACCUACACAUCUCAGGACGUCAGUAUGUUGGGAAACAUUACCGUGGUGGAAUGUUUAGACUUUGCGGCUGAACUUAAGUUACCGAAAUCCGUCUCCGGUAUGGUUAAGUCAAAAACCGUCAACGACAUAGUGAAACUUCUAGGGCUUCAAAAGUGUGCCAACAACCACGUGGAAACGAUCUCCGGCGGGGAGAAGAAGCGUCUCUCUAUCGGAUUGGAGUUGAUCUCCAAUCCGAAGAUAUUGUUCUUCGAUGAACCGACCAGCGGAUUGGACAUCAUUGCCGCCAUGCAGGUGAUCGCCCAUUUGAAGGAGCUGGCCCUCAGCGGUCGGUGCGUAGUCUGCGUGAUUCAUCAACCGAGCUCCAGUAUUCUGCAGAUGUUCGAUGAUCUGAUGAUACUUUCCGAGGGGCAAUGCAUUUACAGGGGACCACUGGAUGAGUUGGUGGCCACGUUCAAAGCCGGCGGCUUCGAGUGUCCGAAUUAUUACAAUCGAGCGGAUUUUGCUCUUGAAGUGGCUAGUUUGAAACAUGAGGGAAACCUGAUGAGUUUGAUUAAGAAGGCCAAAGAAAAUCCCCAAUCUGGCGCGAAGGGAGCUAGUGAAUCUAGUGAGGAAAGCGAUUCUUUGCUGGUGUCAACCAGUUCGGAUGAUACGGAGUCAGCGGAUGUCACGGAUCGGCAGUAUCCGGUUUCGCAGUGGAGGCAGUUUCUGACUCUAACGAAGCGGACGACUUUGUGUACGAUGCGGGACAUGCAGCUGAUGAAGAUGAGAAUUCUGGCCCAUCUGUUCGUCGGGUUGCUGAUCGGAGUGGUGUUCUGGGAUGUGGGAAACGAUGGAUCCAAGGUGCUGAGUAACGCGUCGUGUUUGUUCUUUUUCUUAAUUUUUGUGUUCUUCGCAAAUUCCAUGCCGCUGGUGAUGACUUUUCCACUGGAGACGGCCGUGUUCAUUAGGGAAAGGAUGAACAAUUGGUACUCGCUCACGGCCUACUUUUUCUCCAAACUGGUUGCUGAUUUUCCAUUUCUGAUUCUAGGACCGACACUGUUUCUUGCCAGUGCCUACUACAUGACCGCGCAGCCAAUGGAGCUGGAACGCAUGGUAAUGCUGUGGGGGAUUUGCAUCCUGACGGCAUGGAUUGCCCAGCUGUCUGGUUUGCUAGCUGGAAGUUCACUGCCCCUUGAGCUAAGUGUAUUCUGCGUGCCCUGCUCCGUCAUUCCAAUGCUGAUUUUCUGCGGGUUCUUCGUUCGUUUCCGGGAAAUGUUUGACUUUCUAAUUCCAUUCACCUAUAUCGGCUAUUUCCGGUACAGUUUCGAGGGUGCCAUGCAAGCGGUUUAUGGCUUCGAUCGUGCCAACAUUCCCUGCGAAAAGUUCUGCUAUUUUGGUAAGGUUUCUAAAUUUAUGGAAAGUUUCGACAUGGCGGAGAACAACUUCACCAUGGAUGUGACUGGGCUGCUGGUUUGGAUCUUUGUACUGCAUGUGGCUUUGUUUGCCAGUUUAGCGAUAAGACUGAAACGGAAUCAGUGAUGGGUGUUUCAUUUAUUUUAGCUUUUAAAUGUUAUUUCUUACUAUUUACUAUGGAGAAGCCGAAACAAAAGUUUUACAUUUUUAUAAGAA